GUCGCUGUCAUGGCCCCGUUCAGGGAGGUUUUGUUUUGGUAUAUUGUUCCUUUUCGGACAUUUGGCAGUAUUUCUGGAAGAAAGCAGGUUCUUCAGUCAUGUGGACAUAUAACCGUGUUUCUAUUGGGUGGAAACAUAUCAGCCUGGUCUGUUUUUAUUUACUGUGGAGAGUGUAAUAUAUAGCAGUAGCGCUGGAGAAUUAAAGGGACAGCAGUUGUUGAAUUCAGGAUGAAUGACAUGAACCUGAGUCCUGUGGGCAUGGACCAGCUCAGUGUGCCCUCCGUAAGUGCCAGCCACCUGGGUCUGCCCACUUCUCCCACACACAAUCCCAUCCCCACCCCAGGCAUGCCAGUGGCCAUCCCGAGUCUAGGUCCCUCCCUUGGCUCUCUCCCCUCUGCCCUCUCUCUAAUGCUCCCCAUGGGUCCGCUGAGUGACAGAGGGGUGAUGUGCGGCCUGCCUGAGAGGAAUUACUCCCUGCCUCCUCCUCCAUAUCCCCACCUGGAGAGCGGUUACUUCAGACACCUACUGCCAGGUAUUUUGUCCUACCUGGCAGACCGUCCACCUCCUCAGUACAUUCAUCCCAGUAGCCUUAACAUGGAUGGGACCCUGUCUGUGGCCAGCAACAAUCCUUCAAAUCUGGACCCCUACAGUGGACCUGGGGGCCCACUGGAGCAGGGCCUGGUGCCCAUGGACUCAAGACAGGUCAGUGGUCAGGGAGACCUUCACCAGGCUGGCCCUCAUGAGCUGGACUCUACAGGGUUAGCCAUGGAGUCGCGUGUUAACAGCCCCCUGUCUCCAGACCGGAUGGGGGAGGAGCUAGCCAACAUGGAUGGGGUCGGGGUGGUGGCCGUGUCUGACGCCCAGCAGCAGCUCGGUGGAGGAAGGCAGCCUCAGCCUCAUGAAGGGCUGACAGGGGUGGACUCCUCAGGUGGGGUGAUGCCUCUCCAUGGGCCGCCUGUGCUGGAACUGCCUGUGGUGAUGGAAUCGGAUCACAUGGGAGGCAGAGUGGGAAGCUCUGGGACAGGAGGAGGAGCCGGAGGGCUCGGGGAUCAGCUCCAUGGGAAUGGAGAAAUGAACCCGAGUGUCGUGAGCGUGGUGCUCACCGGCUCCAUGUCCAACCAGAACCAACUGGAAACUGUCUCUCUCCAUGGACACUCGGGGAUGGGACUGGAGGCAGUGAACGUAUCCUCCAUCACUGCAGAGGUGUCCCUAGGCCCAGAAAACAACCUGGUCCUCGUCAACUCCACUCUGCAACUGGAAGAUCCUGCUCCCAGUAAGGAGAACAUGGCCCCUCCCUGCUCCGUCUGGUGCACACUGUGUGAGCGCUCAUAUACCUCAGACUGUCCGGAGCAUGGUCCAGUCACCUUUAUCCCUGAUGCACCCAUCCAGAGCAGGGCCCGCCUCUCUCUGCCACGUCCUCUGUGUCUUCGCAUUUCAGUGACUGAUGAACCACUUGGAGUGUUUGCACGGGACGUCAUUCCCCCUAGGACCUGCUUCGGACCAAUGGUGGGCCAGCAUUGUAGCAACGUGGAUCUCUCUGAUUGGCCAGAAAAGGACACACCUCAGAUUUGGAAGAUGUACCACAACAAUGUGUUGGAGUUCUACAUCGUGACGACGGAUGAAAACGAAUGCAACUGGAUGAUGUUUGUGCGCAAGGCGAGGACCCAUGAACAGCAGAAUCUGGUGGCAUACCCUGCCAAUGGUAAGCUGUUCUUCUGCACGACCACAGAGGUUCACCCUGACCAGGAGCUGCUCUUCUACUACAGCCGAGACUACUGCAGGCUGAUGGGUGUUCCUCAAGUCCCCGAUGGCCAGAUUUGCCAGUGCGGCAAAGAGUGUUCAUCGUUUUCUGAGCUAAAGUCUCAUCUCAACAACCAUAAUGGUAACCACAGUCAUAACCAGCCUCCGCACAGCCACAGCCCAUCACUGCAGGACCACUCUCAGAAUCAGCAACAACAACCAGCACCACCUCAGCAGCAACAAGAGCUGCAGUCACAGCAGCCACAACACGCUCCUUCUGAGGAAAAGCUCCUCAACGGCGCCUCAAGCUCCUCGUCCUCCCCGUGGCCCUGUAACAAUCCCACCGCGGGACAAACAAGCGGCGACAGCAGCGGCCGCAGCAGUAACAGGAACUCCAACAGCGUCACCUCCAGAGGAAAAGGCCAGGGCAGUGUGCGGGAGAAGAAGUUCAAGUGCAGCAUGUGCUCUCGGGCUUUCAUCACUUCCACUAAGCUCAAUGUGCACUUCAUGGGGCAUGUAGGGAUGAAGCCUCACAAGUGUGAGUACUGCAGCAAGGCGUUCAGUGAUCCCAGCAACCUCAGGAUGCACCUCAAGAUUCACACAGGUCAGAAGAACUACAAGUGCUCAGUUUGUGGGAAGUCGUUCACUCAGAAAUCUCACGUGGCUUCACAUAUGCUCAUCCACACUGGUGCAGAGAAGCUCAAAUGUGACCUUUGUGACAGAUCGUUCAUCCGAAAACAAGACCUGAGACAACACAUGUUCUCUCACACAAAUGAACGCCAUAUUCAGUGCACAAAGUGCAACAAACACUUCCUGAAAACCAACCACCUGAAGAAGCACAUGAACUCUCAUGAGGGCAAGAGAGACUUUGUCUGUGAGAAGUGCCACAAAGCUUUUCUCACUAAAUACCACCUCACACGUCACCUCAAGAUCUGCAAAGGGCCCAAGAGAGAAAGAACGACUCGAAAAGAACGGAAUGCUUUGAAGGAAGAGGAGGAUGAGGAGGAGGAAGAAGAAGAUGAUGAGGAGGAGGAGGAGGAUGAAGAAGAGAAUAACAGGAAGAAGAAGUGGUGGAGAGAGAAUGAAUGAUGAGGACUAUGGUUUAGAUGUUAGAGGUUAUAACUCUGAAAAAUCCCUGCCCCCUCCUCAUUAAAGAUAGUGCCUCUUGAUAUGUUUGCUUUACUUAUUUAUUUAAUGUACUAUUAUUUACUUCUCUGAAAUGCCACAUCCUACUAAAAACAUCUUUCAUAAAAAAAAUAUAAGCUGAUGCCACAUUAUAUGAGCAGCAUUGAUAUUUUAUGAGAAAUUUAAAAAGGAUUUUUUAUUUCUCAUAAAAUAUCAAUGCUGCUAUAGUAUUUGUUGUAUCUGUUUAUUAUGUUUUUUUAAUAUCUCUUGUCUUGAAUUCAUUGUUUAAUAUCCGGUCAGUUUUUUUAUGAUCUCCUCAAUCUCUGGGAACUAUUAUCCUGUUGGCCCUGCAGGAAUUGCCAUUUUCUUCAUGAGAGAAGUGCUCGUAUGUCCAUGUUUUGACAACUGUUUUGCAAUUAAAAUCGUUUUAAAUCUA
Girardinichthys multiradiatus is the source of this 3301-nucleotide messenger RNA. RefSeq names its product PR domain containing 4 (gene prdm4). Gene Ontology annotation, biological process: regulation of transcription by RNA polymerase II; cell fate commitment. The coding region runs from base 229 to 2829 and encodes 866 amino acids. The transcript is spliced from 12 exons. The record is from RefSeq and is a predicted model, not a curated record. Gene Ontology annotation, molecular function: DNA-binding transcription factor activity, RNA polymerase II-specific; RNA polymerase II cis-regulatory region sequence-specific DNA binding; histone deacetylase binding. Lineage: Eukaryota; Metazoa; Chordata; Actinopteri; Cyprinodontiformes; Goodeidae. Gene Ontology annotation, cellular component: nucleus; cytoplasm.